Molecule: messenger RNA, 4059 nt
Organism: Salmo salar (Atlantic salmon)
Lineage: Eukaryota; Metazoa; Chordata; Actinopteri; Salmoniformes; Salmonidae
Gene: bend7
Product: BEN domain containing 7
Molecular function (GO): DNA binding
Source: RefSeq, a predicted model, not a curated record
CCAUCAGGUGGCGCAAAGGCAUAGAUGUGACGAAUUUGUAAGUAUUAAGUCAUUUAUUUAUUUACAUAGCCAAAAAACGGACAGCCCUCUGAGGACAACCCAUUUAAAAGAUGACUGUGAUGAAAAACAAUUAGUUCCUCAGUUAUUAUUUGAAGAGCUUUUACAGAGGGAAGGUUUGAUGGAACUAUAAAAGAUCUUGAAGGCGAAUUUUAACGGAGCAUUAUUAGGGCAGACGGUCAGUGAUCUUCUGUGUGCGGAUGCACUGCGCGCUUCGCUUUCUGAUGAGGCAUCCUCGGCUCUACAACACACAGAUCCUGUAAAGAUGGAGUUUAGCGAGAGGAAAAGAAGAAGGAAAUCUCAGAGCUUCAAACUGGUCCAUGAGCAAGAGCAAGAUUUUGACGCAAGGAGUUUUGACAAUGCCAUCAAUAUACAUGUCAAUGGAGCAUCAAAAGAUACUGCAAUGCCAGAAGCCUGGUUGGGUGAUGAGGGUGUGGAGAUUAAGAGACAGAUCACAGGCAUGAUGCGUUUGCUGAGUGACAAGGCCGGCCGGAUGUACCAGCGUGUGGGAGCAGAGGGAAACAGCCUCAAACAGGAGCCCCAGGAGGAGCACCUGAGCUGGGCGCAGCCUGCUGCUUUGCCCCCAGACCUGGAGGACCCCCAGAUCAGUGUCUGGAGCUCAGCAGGGGAAACAGAGCCCAGUCCCAUGUCUAUACCCAAUCCAGUCCCCAACGGCCAGGGGUCUGGCCAAUACGGCACACGCUCCAAGACCCAGAGGAUGCUCAACACAACCACCAAAGGCACAGUCAAAACUAAUGAUGAGGCUCCUGCAGUGGUCGAGGCUCCCUGCUGUAUGUGUAACUGUAAGAGCACCUUACAGGCCAUUCUACAGGAGCUACGCACCAUGAGGAGGCUAAUGCAGACACAGAAAGGUUCCCAGGAGAAGCAGGAGCACAGGGCCCCUCCCUGCCCCCCUUGCCCUGUUCCUACAGCUUCGCGUCGCAGACCCCGCAAGAGACGUCCUGUCCACAAGGUUGCUCCACUGAGCGCACCCAGCAUGAGGGCAGCUGUUCCCCCUCUCCCCCCCUCAUCCCCCACCUGUGUACCCCUGGAGUCCGGGGGAAGGAGGGAGAGGGGGAGCAGAGAGCUGGAGAGACCUGUGCACACCCCUGCCUCACCCUCUAUCUCCACCUCACCCGAGCUCUCAGUACAAACCCUGUCCAUGCAGAACAAGCCCAUCCCUGGUGACGACACACACAAUCCUAACUAUAGACAACCCAAAGGUCUUCAAACCUCAGAGAGUGAGGUGCGUCUAGCGGAGGACUAUGAGGUGUUUAUUCCCAAGGCCCAGCUGGACUCAAUCCUGGUCAACUACACACGCUCUGGAAGCCUGCUCUUCAGGAAGUUGGUGUGCGCCUUCUUUGACGACACCACGCUAGCUAACUCACUGCCCAACGGCAAGAGGAAGAGAGGUCUGAACGACCAAAGGAAAGGACUGGACCAGAACAUUGUGGGAGCCAUUAAAGUGUUUACAGAGAAGUACUGCACAGCUCACAGAAUAGAGAAGCUGCCAGGCCCUCGAGAUUGGGUCCAGAUACUACAGGACCAGAUCAAACUUGCCCGCAGACGACUAAAGAGAGCAGAGGCUACAGACCCUCAGGAUAUCUUCAACAGACCUUGCACAGAAUCUCUUCAGCUGUCUGGAGAGAGGGAGGAGAGGGAGUUUCUAACAACAGGCUGUGACUACAACAAGCCAGCAUGUUUGGUUAAGGUGGGGAAGAAUGUGACUGAUUGAUGCCGGUGCUGUGAACCAACAACUUGCAAUGAAGAUACAACGCACUGUACUUUAUGUCUUUGUUGCUCCACUAACUUGAUGCGUUGUGCCACUUUAGAAAGUCAAUUUUGGAAGAUGUAUUGGUCUUUUACAGCUAUGUCAAAAUUGUAUUGUGGUUGUAGAGAAAAAAACAUGACAGUGACCAAAAUAAGUUGGUUAGUGAAAUGUAGUUAGUUUCCAUGGACUGCUUUGUUUUACAUAUGCACAGCACAUGCACACACACAGACACACACAGAAAUACACACACACACACCAGUCUGACCAGUAUAGUCUAGCUAGUUCUGCUGGCUGACCAGCAAAGUCUAGCUAGUUAUGCUGGAAGACCAGCAUGGUCUAGCUGGUCUGACCAGCAUGGUCUAGCUGGUUAUGCUGGCAGACCAGCCUUCGUUGUGUUUUCACUGAUGACCUACCUUCAUUGUGUUUUUGCUGGUGAUCAGCCUUCGCUGUGUUUUCGCUGGCAGACCGGCCUCUGUUGUGUUUAUGCUGGUGACCAGCCUUCGUUGUGUUUUCGCUGGUGACAAGCCUUCGUUGUGUUUUUCGCUGGUGACCAGCCUUUGCUGGGUUUUGGACACUGGUGAUCAUUGAAAAACAUGCUAGCAGAUACCCAGAGACAUAGAAAUGGUAUCCACAAGUUCAUCUGACUCUGGGGAAGUAGAUGAAGGGCCUCAUUGCCAAAAUUCUCACGUAUCUCUUUAACUGAAUUGUUCGAAACAAGAUUCAUGUUAGAAAUGAGAGGAUCGUCCAGAGUCGAGGUCAUGUGGGAAACACUCCCAGCAACAAGCAAAUGUGUGCUUCCCCACCAUAGACCAGGGUUAAAAUCCGACUCCACCCUUAAUGCUAUGUGUCUGUCUAAGUAAUACAAAAAAUACUAAAUGUAGAGUGGAAUUCCACUCUCCAUAAAAUUAAUGAGAGGUUUUUUAGUGCAGGACUUAAAUUAACACAGUGUUGUAAAAUAACCCCUUGGUGUUAAUAACCAGAGUUGAGCGUGAUUGUAUCCUUUCUACUCUGUAGUAAAACAUUGACACUCAAAAUCACGACUAUCAUAUUUCCCAGCAUGCUUUAUUGCAGGUAUAUUUUUUUGAAUUGUUGGUUUCAAUAUCUGUGUUUUUGCAUGCACGUUGACUGAUAAAUGGAUUGAUUGAGUAAUCUUAUGCUGUACAAAGCUAAAUAACAUACCUUUUCCUAAACUAAUCCAAUCCAUUAGCAGUUGGACUUAUUGCACCCUUUACUGAGAUGGUUGUUCCAGUUUAAAUGGUUUAGGUGGCUCCCUUUUUGUAAGCCCGCACUCUCCCUCAGAUAUCAUAUUCAAAACUGCAAACAUUUCUCUCCACCCUAUGGAAAAAUGUGAAGAUUUGCAGGAAAUUAGCUGUAAAAUUGUGAAAUCUUCUAUACUCCCAAUGGAAAAAUAUGUAGAGUGGCAAAAAAUUAUUUCAGGAAAUUAACUUCCGUUUUUUUUCUUCUGUCCAGCAGGGACACUAAAAUGUUAGGGCCGGCUCUGACUGCAUAUGUGGGUAUGGAUGUGGUUACGCAGACCCUUGAGCCACUGUGGGCCCCUCAUGAUGAGUUCAGAUUUUUUUGUGGCCCCCAACCCAAUCAAAGUUGCCCAUCCCUGGUUUCGGUAGUCUCCUUUGUCCAAUUCUCCCUACCUUGGCAGUCAUUCUAAAUGCAGGUUGCAAAUUCCAAGUACAUUCUCCACUUCCUGCUUGAAUUCGAGAAUUGAAUUUGAAAUAGAAUUGGAAUUGACCCCAACCCUGCUGGUCACCAGCGAAAACACAAUGAAGGCUGGUCACCAGUCUGUGCUGGUCUAUGCUGGGUUUUUUUCAGCAGGGUUGUUGUCUCUUUAUGACUGUUUAUCUGAAAACAAAGGUGGAAAACUUCCUAGUAACUCUUUGUUUUGCACUUGUAAAGUCCCUCAGUCCUACAAAAUAAAAACAACAUCUCUUCCAGGUGACAUCUUUGAACUUAUGAACCUCAAAUGUACGGAUUGCGCCUUUUAAAAUAGUUCUGGUUUUGUAUACCAUGUAGACUGUAAUGUGUUGUCUUAAUGGCAUUCUAACCUGCCACUCACUAUGCACCUCAGUGCCAUUUAUGUUAUUAAUGUGACCAAUAGGACAGUACAGUUUUUAUUUGUGUUCACUGUGCCACCUGCCAACACCUUCAUGUAAGGCUCCUUUGUGUACAUGUACAGUUGACUGUGUAUAAUACAUAUUAAACUAAAUAUGAUCUGA